AAAGAUGCAAAGAAGGCGUUUUGCUUGAUGCUUUCAUUAGGCACCAUGACGACGUUCAUCGGCACGGAAGGUCUGAAUACUGAUGCAUUGAAAGAGCCGAUUAAGUCGCUAUUAGACAAGAAGAUUUUUUGGGAGAUUCCUUCAUCGGUUCUUUCGGCACGUGCAGUGUGGUUAGGUUUUGUGAUGGCCGUGAACCAAGCGCUGCCAGCUGAGAUGGAAUCCAAGCGAAAGCAGGUGGUUGCCUUAAUUCUGAAAUCGCUGGAUGACGAAAAUACAUCAGUUUGCGCAGUUAGCUGGAACUGCUUGGUCAAGUUUUUGAAGGACAUUGAGGUAAAUGGACGACUUUAG
Soboliphyme baturini is the source of this 348-nucleotide messenger RNA. Lineage: Eukaryota; Metazoa; Nematoda; Enoplea; Dioctophymatida; Soboliphymatidae. The record is from the annotation of a GenBank genome assembly.